UCACCCAAUUGUAUCGCCCCGAGAUAGAAUACUCGGUCUGAUAGCCGUCGCGGCACCUGCAGGUUCCAUCUGUCCAGCACCCAGUACGGUCAUGGCCGCUAGGACACCAGCCGCGACCCGGCAAUCAUCUGGCACUUUGUUGUUGCGUUCGCAAAAGUCGAAGUAGAUUUUGUUCUUGUCGGGGUCCAUCCAGCUGCUAUCGUCUUGGAAGAUAAAGUAUUUGUAGCUGCCAUAGCAGUCGUCGUCUUUGUUCACCUUGCAACUGCAAUCAAACACCGGCUCUUUCCCGUAUUGUGUCUCAAUGCUUUUUGUAUCCGCCCUUACAUGGAGAGUUUCUUGGUGACAUCCGUACUGGCAAUCGCCUCCACGUCGUAAGGAUCCCGCCAGGUCCAGUCGAAGCAUGGAUCCGUCACGCCAUCGUAGAAGCAGCGGCAUGUAUUGAUCGACUCCCAUGUGUACUUGUAGUAAUUCUUGUCCUGCUCGCACCGGAAAUCACUCCAGUUAAUGAAGUAGCCGAGGUUGUUGCACUGGCAGGGCAACCACCACCGCCACCAUUCGAACCAGCUGCCUGGAGUGCUUGCGCCCUCUGGACACCACCCGUCAUACCCUGAAUCUACGUGUCAUCACUCGUUUGCCCUCGGAUUCUCUGCUUUCUUUCGGCUGUCGAACUUCCAGUUAUACCAAGCGGUGCCACCGCCGGUCACUCGAAACUCGCUCGUCUUGCAGUCGCACUCUUCACAGGAGUCGGGGUGGACGAGACAGCUGCAGAGGGCCGUAACCACAUGUUGUGAUUACACCAUUCCUUAUGUGUCUUCAGUCUCUCUGUACCCAUUAAGGUCUCGAUUGGUCAGCCUAAUGGCAGCCCCUCCAAGGUUUUGCACUGGCCCCAUGCAGUAGCAGCCUGCAUCAGUGCAUCCUUUUUCUCCGAGCUGUUUCUGUGCGUCCGAUGCCCUCUGUCUGCACCCCCAGAAAUAGAAGGGCCAGAGGGGUGCAGGAGGGAGAGGAUCGAAACAGACGACAGGCAAGUCCCAGAGGGUCGUAAUAGGAUCGUCGUUUAGGAACGGCAGGUAGUCGAGGAGGUCUUUUGCCAGCUGCGCAGAUUUCUCCGAAACUUCUGUUCCCUCUCGGAUCAAUUUAUCCCAUCGUAGUUGUAUGCUGGCCACCAGCUCGAGAGCCCCCCGCUCGGCGAUGGAGUCCGUCUCGGGACAUUCAAGUCUGAACGAUGAAUGGAUACUCUUGCAUUAAGAGAGGGUGUGAGAGCUAUGUCUUGGCUCAGCCUUGCAUACUUGAGACAUAUGUCGAGAUCCAGCGUGUAUUUCAGCGCCCUGUAGACAGCAUAGAGCGUUGUUGUUACGGGCUCAAAUAGUCGACGCCGAGCGCUCUUGUGGUGGUGAUGUAGGUAUCGAGGCGUCACUUGUGUGGGUGGACUCUUGGGAUCUCGCUGCCGCCUAAGCUGAUCGAAGUUUGUUCGUGUCUCCGCGUCCGAGCAGGUCGGUGGAACGUGGCGUGUUUGCGUCGUGUCUUUCAUGUCGCUUGUCCCCCGCCUUGUCGUCCGCCUGUGAGCUUUGAGGAUCUGCUCGGCCACUGUGCUGUUUGUGGCAUUGUUCAGGCUGCGGUGAUAGACAGAGGGCAUGUCACGCAGUCGGUAAUUCUUUCCGCAUGCUGGGGUGUACUCAGGCGUCAGGUUCAU
Messenger RNA from Vitrella brassicaformis, 1690 nucleotides. Lineage: Eukaryota; Vitrellaceae. The record is from the annotation of a GenBank genome assembly.